CAGCCUUCAACGAAAAGCAAACAAACAAAAUAUUCUUCUGUCUCCGGUUUUUGUCUGACAUCCAUCUGAAUGUAGCUGGAAGCUUCCCGGUUCCGCUCCUGACAACCCUGGACGGAUUCGUGUCGACUGCCCAGAGUCCGCGAAUUCAAGUCCGCUGUCUCCCGUUAUCAGCAAAUCUAUCGUUUCCGAAUCCUAAUAAUAACAAGAGGACGAGCCAGAAGCUCCGGUAAAACCACGCCGGUGACCAGUGAGACUGACCACCCAACUCCCAUCAACAUGUCACUGCACCAGUUUUUGCUUGAGCCCAUCACCUGUCACGCCUGGAACCGGGACAGAACCCAGAUCGCCAUCAGUCCCAACAACCAUGAGGUUCACAUCUAUCAGAAGAGCGGUAACCAGUGGGUGAAGAGUCAUGAGCUGAAGGAGCACAAUGGACACAUCACAGGUAUCGACUGGGCUCCUAAGUCCGACCGUAUCGUGACGUGUGGGGCGGAUCGUAACGCCUACGUCUGGUCUCUGAAGGACGGCGUCUGGAAGCCCACCCUGGUCAUCCUGAGGAUCAACAGAGCUGCGACCUUCGUCAAGUGGUCUCCUCUGGAGAACAAGUUCGCUGUGGGCAGCGGAGCCAGACUCAUAUCAGUCUGUUACUUCGAGUCUGAUAAUGACUGGUGGGUGAGUAAGCACAUCAAGAAGCCGAUCCGUUCCACCGUCCUCAGUCUGGACUGGCAUCCUAACAACGUGCUGCUGGCGGCUGGAUCCUGUGACUUCAAAUGCAGGGUGUUCUCUGCCUACAUCAAGGAGGUGGAGGAGAAGCCCGGCCCCACCCCCUGGGGGUCCAAGAUGCCGUUUGGAGCGGUGCUGGCUGAGUUUGGGGGUGCCGGGGGAGGAGGAUGGGUCCACUCUGUGUCCUUCUCCUCCUCUGGUAACAGACUGGCCUGGGUCUCACACGACUCCACUGUUACUGUGGUGGACGGGACCAAGGGAUCCACUCCGUCUCAGUUGAAGACUGAGUUCCUCCCUCUGCUCAGUGUUCUCUUCAUCUCUGAGAACAGCGUGGUGGCAGCGGGUCAUGACUGUUGUCCCAUGCUGUUCCGUUGUGAUGACGGAGGGUCCCUGACGUUUGUCUCUAAGCUGGACCUUCCCAAAGCCUCCAUCACUAGAAACAUCUCCGCUAUGGAGCGUUUCAGAAACAUGGACAAGAGAGCGACCACAGAGGACCGUAACACAGCCCUGGAGACACUGCACCAGAACUCCAUCACUCAGGUCUCUAUCUAUGAGGGAGACCAGAGGUACUGUCUGACCCUGUUAUAUUGUCUCUCCAGUCAGGUCUCUAUCUAUGAGGGAGACCAGAGGGACUGUCUGACCCUGUUCUAUUGUCUCUCCUCCAGUCAGGUCUCUAUCUAUGAGGGAGACCAGAGGGACUGUCUGACCCUGUUCUAUUGUCUCUCCAGUCAGGUCUCUAUCUAUGAGGGAGAUUUGAGGGACUGUCUGACCCUGUUAUAUUGUCUCUCCUCCAGUCAGGUCUCUAUGAGGGAGACCAGAGGGACUGUCUGACCCUGUUCUAUUGUCUCUCCAGUCAGGUCUCUAUCUAUGAGGGAGACCAGAGGGACUGUCUGACCCUGUUCUAUUGUCUCUCCAGUCAGGUCUCUAUCUAUGAGG
Oncorhynchus tshawytscha (Chinook salmon) is the source of this 1659-nucleotide messenger RNA. Its product is annotated as actin-related protein 2/3 complex subunit 1A-like. Gene Ontology annotation, biological process: Arp2/3 complex-mediated actin nucleation. The transcript has 10 exons. Lineage: Eukaryota; Metazoa; Chordata; Actinopteri; Salmoniformes; Salmonidae. Gene Ontology annotation, molecular function: actin filament binding. The record is from RefSeq and is a predicted model, not a curated record. Gene Ontology annotation, cellular component: actin cytoskeleton; Arp2/3 protein complex. The coding region runs from base 277 to 1554 and encodes 425 amino acids.